Brenthis ino (lesser marbled fritillary) is the source of this 3165-nucleotide messenger RNA. The record is from the annotation of a GenBank genome assembly. NCBI's taxonomy places the organism in Eukaryota, Metazoa, Arthropoda, Insecta, Lepidoptera, Nymphalidae.
AUGGGGGCGGGCGGUGGCGCGAGGGCUGCCGCCGCCCUGCUCUACGUAGCGCUGCGCUAUGGCUUGGGCUACUCGACGCGCCUGGACAUAAAUACCCCUAAUCUUUGUGAGCUAACAAUGAAAUCGUCUGACUGGCAUAAGACAGUCAACAUAGUAGGACCGCUGGCAAUGAUGCCUGGGGGGCAAUGUAGCAAUAGCAACUAUGGAUUUGACGCAAUGAUUUCACAUUCUAGCGCCGUGUCAGAUGUAUCUUUACAUUUAAUGGCUUAUCUGCCUGACAACGAGUGUAGAAUAUAUGUCACUAAUGGGUUUCUAAAUAUCAAUAUUUCUCUACUCGAAACCUGUAGAUUCCUACCGACCAGAACAAAAGAAACCGGGGGAAAAGGACUUAAAUUUUUUAACAUUUUGGCAAGAAAAGAAAGUACAGUUGAUGCUUUUGUUAUCGAUGAUCUUCAGAAACAAAUAGAGGCAACUACGUUACCAUUGAAAAUAGUUUAUUUUUUUAAAGAUACAGAAUUUCGUACAGAGAUACAUAAACUACAAAAGCAAAACACAUCCUUUUUAUUUCUGGAUGAAUUUAUUUGGUCACAUGUUUCAAACGUGUUGCCUGUGCAACUAUCCUAUGGACCAAAUAAAGGUGACUUGAUAUCGCUUGCUCACGUUUGUUGCAGCUUUCGAAUUGGUGAUGGGUUUAUUAUGAGAGAUGGAGCACCUCCAAUAUAUGAAAUUGUUCACAACUUCAAUCCAAAUGCUACAGAUCUUUUUAACAUACUUGAAAAUGAGAUAUCUACAGAUAAUAAUACAAUAGUAGAAGCUGCUUGUAAGUGGGCUCUCACACAUUUUGGACAGUUUAAACAAAUGAUUCCACCUAAUUUCAACAAUAUAUUUCAUCCAACGAGUUUCACCAUUGAAGUAUAUUUUUGCAAAGGGGAUCCGUAUAUCGAUGAAUAUGAGAAAACUAUUAAAGAAUUAGAGCAAGUAUUUCGAAAAACUCUAAAAGAAAUUAGACUUGCUAUACACAGUUCGUCCACUAAUUGUCUUGAUGUUGAAGGCCUUACUAAAAAUCUUCAGUCAUUAAGAAGAAAACAAUCGAUUGUCGGUUCAAUAACGUGGAGCUGGCUUUCGGGGGAACAAUAUGCAGCAAGGGAAGCAAAUAAUAGUAACUUACCGCUGUUGUUGAUAGGCCCCACCGAUCCCGAUGUGUCAUUUAAUGAUUCAGCAACAGCAGUUCACGCUGCAAAUGGCGACCUCACUGAACUCAUUAGAGCAUAUAAACAUCUACUACAGCUGUGUAAAUGGUCACGUAUUGCAAUUUUAUCAGAUAAAUCAACGUUUUCUAAAAAAUUCAGGAAUACUUUUCUGCUGAAUGAUAAAAAUUUAAUUCAUCGAGAAAUUAUUGUAACGUCUAGUGAUAUAGAUUCAGCUUUGAAAAGCUUAGAUUCAGACAACGCCCGUAUAUUCUUAGUAAAUGCAAACUGGAAUAUUACCAGUAUUAUAUUGUGUACAGCUCUGAAACAAGGCAUGACAGGAGCUAGUUUUAUGUGGAUUACUAGAGACAUGCGAGUUUUUGAAUGCGACAAAGAGAACAAGACAGCUUUACAUCUUUAUACAUUGGAACUAACGUCAAGCAAGGGCCCCGCUACAAUUUUGGCUAAAGAUUUACUAAUGGAAACAACAGAUGGUACUGAGCUCAUUCCGGGAAGAAUUCAAUCUUCAUCACUUGCUGACGCUAUACUACAACUUGGAUAUGGAUUUGAUACGUUUAUUCACAAGUAUCCCUCUCUUGUAUAUAGUCUUCGUGAGCGUAUUAGCACUGUAAAACUAUCAAGUAUUCUUAAAACAAGAACUCAAUCGGACACACAUUCGUUUGCAUACCCGCUUGUAAUUAUUGGCAAAUGGGAAGGGAUUAAGAGAAAUGUAGCCGCAGUAUGGCAUAUGACUCCGCAAGAGAUAGUCGACAUUAACUGGAAUCAAAGUAGCAUACGCACUUGUGAACAACUUCUGGGAAGGGAGCCACCCAAAGACAGGGCUACAUGUUUAAUUCAAACAGGUGAUCUAUUUGCACCACGUUGUCAUUCUGCUGUUAUAUUCAUUAGUGUUGCCAUAUUACUUUUAAUAUUUGCUAUAUUAUAUAUUAUAUACCGAGACAGAAAAUCGAGUAUCCAACUGCACAAAAAGCAAUAUGAAGAAUAUUUGGUAAGCAGUCGACAAAGUGCCACGUCCAUAUUAGAAAGUUACAUAGUAAAACGUAAUUCGGUACAAUUACUGCACAUUAUCGGUCUGGGUAGUUUUGCUCAAGUUCGUUUUGCUAAGCUACAUAGAACUGGCAGUGAAGCAGUCGUUGUGGCGGCAAAGCAACCUCGUGGCUGCUUUGCUGUUGAGGAUGAGAACAUUUUUCUACGUGAAGCAUGUGUGCUUGCGCCUUUAAGUCAUGAAAAUGUCAUUCGACUUGUAGGCGUUUGCUUUGAAGAUGGCCCACCAAUGGUUCUUAUGGAGCAUGCAUUUUAUAGUGAUCUACAACAAUAUUUAAUAUUACGGCGUCAGUACGCGGAGGGAGCACGCCGUGGCCAGGUGACGGCUGAACAAGCUAUGGAAGUAUCAGACGAAGAGUUGACGCGUUUUGGGCGAGAAGCCGCCGGCGCACUAGAGUAUCUCGCAACCUGUAGAUUAGUGCACCGUGAUGUUCGAGCAGGAAACUGUCUCGUCGAUAAAAAUCGUUCGUUGAAACUUGCUGACUUUGGUAUGGCUCGUGAGUUAGAUAGCGAGGAGCCUCAAUACAUAACACAACGUCGGGCGCUAUUUCCUGUUAUUUGGAUGGCCCCAGAAAGCAUCAGUUUAGGCAUAUUCUCACCCGCAUCAGAUGUAUGGUCCUUAGGGGUUUUAUUUUUAGAGUUGGCUACUUUAGGAGCUCGACCUUUUGGAGACUGGUCAGUUGAAAUGGUAGUCCGAUAUGUAAAAUCUGGUGGGCAUCCGCCACUACCACCCGACAUCUCUACGUACACAAGCAGGUUGGUGCUGGAUUGUUGGCAGCACGACCCGCAGGCACGGCCUAGCGCGGCCGCCGCGCGCAGGUACCUGGCGCGUACGCCGCACGCGAUCUCGUCGGCGCUGCUGACGCCGCACCCGCCCGAGUCUCCGGUCAAAUUUACACGUCAACAUUUGAGA